GUAAAAACGCAAGAGCGCGGUUCCUAAAGUUAUUGCAUUAGUUUUAUAUUUCCAACAAAUCGAAACAUUCUAUUUGCUCAUUCUGUUGUUAUAUCAACGUCCAAAGCUCACAUUAAACGUGAAAUAAUUGCAAUCGUGUAUCGUAGUGGCGUGCACUCCUGUUCGGAUUGCCGUAUCAUCGAGUGUUGCUGGUGGUUGCUACGUUGUUACUUUAGACCCGCGGAACUCCAAAGGCAAAUACAUUCGCAUUUACAUCUUCCCAGUCGGGCCAAAUUUACACUUCUCCAAACGGUAUAAAGGAAACAGCCAGAAUGGCAAGCACAUCGAGGGACGCCCAUUUGAACAAAGUUUGCUGCUAUUCGCAUCCGGAAGCACCGUUAAUAGAAGACUAUCGGGCCGGUGAUAUGAUAUGUUCCGAGUGUGGGCUAGUGGUUGGAGACCGGGUCAUUGAUGUCGGUUCAGAGUGGCGUACGUUCAGCAACGAAAAGGCCGGAGUCGAUCCGUCCCGUGUCGGUGGCCCAGAAAACCCACUACUUAGUGGUGGCGAUCUUUCCACUAUGAUUGGUCCCGGAACUGGUCCUGCAUCGUUUGAUGCAUUCGGAACUGCCAAGUAUCAGAACCGCCGGACGAUGAGUAGCUCCGAUCGGGCCCUUAUCGCAGCGUUCAAAGAAAUCAGCACGAUGGCAGAUCGGAUCAAUCUACCGAAAACGAUCACCGACAGAGCGAACAAUCUGUUCAAGCAGGUGCAUGAUGGCAAAAAUCUAAAGGGCCGAUCGAAUGAUGCCAAAGCAUCCGCCUGCCUGUACAUUGCCUGCCGACAGGAGGGUGUGCCACGAACGUUCAAAGAGAUCUGCGCCGUCAGUAAGAUCAGUAAAAAGGAAAUCGGGCGCUGCUUCAAACUCACGCUCAAGGCUCUCGCUACCUCCGUUGAUCUCAUUACCACAGCUGACUUUAUGUCACGCUUCUGCGCUAAUCUUGAUCUACCCAACGUGGUACAGCGUGCCGCAACACAUAUAGCACGGAAAGCGGUCGAAAUGGACAUUGUGCCUGGUCGAUCGCCGAUCUCGGUGGCAGCAGCCGCCAUUUACAUGGCAUCGCAAGCGUCGGACAACAAGAAAACACAUAAAGAAAUUGGCGACAUUGCCGGUGUGGCUGACGUCACGAUUCGCCAAUCGUACCGAUUAAUGUAUCCGCACGCGGCCGAACUGUUCCCGGAGGACUUUAACUUCUUUACUCCGAUCGAUCAGCUACCGCCGGUGUAGAUUGGGGUUUUAGUGUAAGCAGUGUAACCUUUUGCGCAUUCGUGCAAUCCUACUAUCUCUCGCACCCGGUCCCGUAAGUAGGAAAGGUCACGCUAUAGCAACGUUACGCUACGCGGUGCAAUCGAUGCAACACUCCCUAUGGUAUAACGUUUGUAAUGCCGUUUAUACCAAAACAGGGAGGGUAGGAUAUUGUAUUGCUUACUUCGUUAUAUUUUAAAUUAUGUUCUAAUAGUUCACUCUUUCCCUUUCUGUUCGAGUUACAUCGAAGUUGAUGGCGUGUCCCUCCCCCACCCAACAAAUAACAAAUUCUACCACAACGGGAGUACAAACUUUUCCACAGAGAUGAAUGAAUUAUUUAAUACUUGUAUUAAGUGGACAGAAAUGAAUGAGAGACAGAGAUCGUGCUAAGGUCAUACGACCGUCAUAAAAUCAGGGAACGUUGCGUUUCGUACUUUACGCGAAAGAUUUAUUCGACUUCUGAAGAGAGAUCAGAGUAAUGCGUUUCGUAUUGGUUGAAUUAUUUGUUGUUUUUUUUAUGUUUGCUAUAUGAGUUUUAUUGCUAGCGAGUUUUAAAACUCGUGCCAAUACACAAUCAUUUUGUACGCAAGCAUAUACAGCUUGACCAUCGCCAAACCUGACGAAGAAAUGUAUUAUUUUGACGUUCAUUUAGUUGUCUUAUUACAAAAAAAAAAUUAUUUACUUAGAUGGGAGAAGUAUUUUUGAUACAUUCUACAUCGCGCUAAAACACGUGGGAAAAGCUUAUUCAAGGAAAAGUUGAAUGGGCAGCACCAUAGCAAAAUUGCAAAGAAAAGGAAUGCAAAUGGUGAAUAAAAUAGUGCAUAUAAUGAACUGAUUUAUAAGAUAAACUAAUAAACUGGAAACACACAA
This is a messenger RNA of Anopheles moucheti, 2150 nucleotides long. Its product is annotated as transcription initiation factor IIB. The coding region runs from base 312 to 1262 and encodes 316 amino acids. Lineage: Eukaryota; Metazoa; Arthropoda; Insecta; Diptera; Culicidae. Gene Ontology annotation, molecular function: TBP-class protein binding; RNA polymerase II general transcription initiation factor activity. Gene Ontology annotation, biological process: transcription preinitiation complex assembly; transcription initiation at RNA polymerase II promoter. The record is from RefSeq and is a predicted model, not a curated record. The transcript is spliced from 4 exons. Gene Ontology annotation, cellular component: transcription preinitiation complex; nucleus.